CUACCAAGUCUGUCUCCUGAGGAGCCUCUGGGUGGGUUUGAACCACCAGCCUUUUGGCUAGUAGUCAAGUGCUUAACUGUUUGUGCCACGCAGGGACUCCUAGAACUCUACUAGUGAACAAAGUGUAGAAAGUCCCUGUUCUCGUGGAACUUAUAUUUUAAUUGAGGAAAAUACAGAAUAACAAAUAACAUUAUACACUGUGUCAGGCAGAAAAGCUGCUGCUUUUAGACAUAUCUUACUAAGUAACAAACUACCCCCCAAAAUUUACAGGCUUAAAACAACUAUUUUAUUGUUUCUCACAAUUCUUUGAAGAGUUCAUCUGGAUGGUUGUCUUUGGUCUUGCUUGAGGUCUCUCACUGGCAUCUGGGCCUGGCACACCCAAUACGGCUCUCUCAAAGCUGUUGGUUGGUCCUGGUUGUUUGGUUGCUCAUCUGGGGCCUCAGUUUUUUCCGCUUGUCCUCUCCCUGUGACUUAGGCUUCUCACAGCAUGGUGGCUGGGUCCCAGGAGGGAGUGUCCCAAGUGUGUGGGAGCAGAAGCUGCAGAUUUUUUUAAGGCUCAGCCUCAGAAAUUAUACAGCAUCACUUGCACCACAUUUUAUUGGUCAAAAGAGGUCAUAGGAGGGGAAAUGCGUUCCACUUUUGAUAAGUGGUGGCAAGAUCACAUUGCAUAUGGGAUAGGGGAUAUUGUUGCGGCUGUCUGUGGAAACAGAAUUUACCACAGGGCUAUAAAAAAAUUAAGCUGGUUAAUAGGAGGAUAGGGGAACUACUGGGGCAAAAAGUAUGUUAUUAUAUAGGUGGUCCGAGAAGGCCUCUCCGAUGAGGCAACAUUUUAGAUACUUGAUGGAAAUGAGUGAGCUGUGAAAACCAUAAGGACAUCGUAAGGAAGACUGUUCCAGGCAGACGGAACAGGAAAUGAAGAAGCCCUGAGAUGAGAGGAUGCCUGGUGUGAUCAAGGAAUAGCAAGGAAGAUGGGUGUGACGUUGAGUGCUUCAGAUCUGGUCACUAUGGUACGCGAACGAAAAUGCAUAUUGUGCCACAUUGUGUACAGCUCAAAAAAGGAGAUGGACGAACACAUGCGGAGCAUGUUGCAUCACAGGGAACUUGAGAACCUGAAGGGCAGGGACAGUAGUCAUGAGUGCCGAGUGUGCGGGGUCACAGAAGUGGGCCUCUCUGCGUAUGCAAAGCACAUUUCUGGCCAGUUGCACAAAGAUAAUGUGGACGCCCAGGAACGAGAAGAUGAUGGGGAAGGAGAAGAGGAGGAAGAAGAUUAUUUUGACAAGGAGCUCGUUCAGUUAAUAAAACAAAGAAAAGAACAAAGUCGACAAGAUGAAGCUUCCAGUAGCAGCCAAGAAAUCAACCCUGAUGACAGGCGACCCCAAUGGAGACGAGAAGACCGGUUUCCUUACCAAGACAGGGAGGGUUACAGCCAGCCAGCAUGGCACCAUCGAGCACCUCCUCAGCGAGACUGGAAAUGGGAGAAAGAUGGCUUUAGUAAUACUAGGAAAAACAGCUUUCCACAUCCUUCAAGGAACAGUGGUGGACAAAGAGGAUGUUCUGGGUGGCAUAAGGGUGUUGGAGGAGGCUCCUCAGCUUGGUUUCACAACCACAGUAAUUCUGGAGGUGGUUGGCAUUCAAAUAGCGGAACAGUAGACUGGAAUCAUAAUGGUACAGGAAGGAAUUCCAGUUGGCAUUCUGAAGGAACAGGUGGCUUUUCCAGUUGGCAUAUGAAUAGCAGUAACGGAAACUGGAAAUCCAGUGUACGUGGUACAAAUAGUUGGAAUUACAAUGGCCCCGGAGACAAAUUUCAACCAGGCAGAAACAGAAAUUCUAAUUGUCAAAUGGAAGACAUGACUUUAGUAUGGAACAAGAAGUCUAAUAAGUCAAACAAAUACAACCAAGAGAGAUAUAAUUGUCAACGGCAAGAAAAUGACAAAGUUGGUACAGUUGCCACAUACCCUUCUCCUGAAGGAUUUGCAAAUGAUAAUUUUUCUUCAGAAGGCUUAUUUGACUUUAAUUUUGAGCAGCUGGAAAGCCCAACCACUAAACAAACAGACACCAUAGCUCCAAAAAUUGGUGGAAGGAAUGGCAGUGUAGCAAAGGAAAAGCUCCGUCGCUGGACUCCUUACCCUUCCCAGAAGACUCUGGAUUCACAGUCUGCGGUGAAAGAUGUCGCUGGUAACAAGUCAGAGAAGACAGAUAAGCCUUUCUUUGAUUUUAACUUGAUAACUACAGGAACAAAAGAGGCCCAAACUGAUGUAACAAGUAAUUCUCCAGUGCUGAAAACACAAAAGGAAACACGUUUAGAAUCUUUUCAUCACAAAGCCACUUCUGACUGCACAGUUUCCUAUGAGGUGGUAAGAGAUUGCCCCAUUACAGAAAAACCGGAACAAGAGCAUAUCUCAAGUAAGAUGCCAUCACUGAAAUCCAUACGCCUUCCAGUUCCAGGCACUAAAUCAAUUCCUCAAAAACAAGAUUCAAAGAAUCCCUCGAGAAACAUCAAAUCUAAUUCUUUUUUUCCUGGAGAACAUUCACAUCCCUUGAAUAAACCCAUUGUAGAAGACAAUCAUAGUUCUCCUUAUGUACCCAAAUUGCGUAGUGUUUUAAAAGGGAAUAAUAAAAGUACAUUUGGGGCUCAAAGGGAGCCCAGUGAAAAUGUAAGUGAUACAUUACAAAAAGCCAAAGAGGUGCUACCGUGUCAUGAGUCAGCGCAAAAACCAUCACUUCCCACUUCUAAGAGGACCAGGAGCUAUGCGAAAGCAAGUAGAAAUGUAGAAGAGUCUGAGAAAGGAUCGUUGAAGAUUGAGUUUCAGGUGCAUACGUUAGAAGAUGAAAGUGGUGGGGAGAUAUCUGACACUGAAAAGCACGGAACAACAAUCGGAACCCUGGGUUCUGCAACCACUGAAGUUUUAUCCUGCAGCACUCGUCCUGCUGAUGAGAAAGUGGGCGAUGACCAAAUCCUGAAAACAUGUAGAAAACUAUCCACUUCUCCAUGUAAUUCCAUAGUUCACAAGAAAGAAUCAGAGUUACAAAUGACAUCUGCAGGCAGUCCACACCCCAGCUUAUUGCUGGACCUGAAAACCUCUCUAGAAGAUACGCAGGUUGAUGACCCUGUCAAAUCUCAUGUAUCUUAUGAAACAGAAGGCUUUGAGAGUACUAGCUUGGAUGCAGAGCUUCAAAAAAGUGACAUAGGUCAGCCCUCAGGCCCUCUCUUGCCUGAACUAAGUAAGCUUGGCUUUCCCGCCUCUCUCCAGAGAGAUCUAACCCGGCACAUUAGUUUGAAGAGCAAAACUGGAGCACACCUUCCUGAGCCAAACCUCAAUAGUGCCCGUCGCAUUCGCAACAUCAGCGGCCACCGGAAGAGUGAGACAGAGAAGGAGUCUGGGCUCAAGCCAACCCUUAGGCAGAUUCUGAAUGCAUCUCGGAGAAAUGUCAACUGGGAACAGGUCAUUCAGCAAGUAACCAAGAAAAAGCAAGAACUGGGCAAAGGCUUACCCAGGUUUGGCAUAGAAAUGGUGCCCCUGGUUCAAAAUGAACAAGAGGGCUUGGAUUUGGAUGGGGAGGCUGAUCUGUCCAAUCUAGAAGGAUUCCAGUGGGAAGGUAUUUCUAUUUCCUCAUCCCCUGGGUUGGCAAGGAAGCGAAGCCUUUCUGAGAGCAGCGUGAUCAUGGACAGGGCUCCUUCUGUGUACAGCUUCUUCAGUGAGGAAGGCACGGGCAAAGAGAAUGAGCCCCAGCUGGUUGUUUCACCUGGGAACUCGUUGAGGGCUACACAGAGUCAGAAAGUGACUGCGGGCUUUAAACAGGAAAUGAUACCUGUGGCUGCUUCUCUGAGAACAGGGGAGAUGGCUGAAAAUGUUGCUAUCCGAAGGCGACAUAGCACACAGUUACCCUCUGACUGUACAAUACCUUUGGUGCAUUCGGCAAAAGACCUGAGCAGCCAGGAGAGUUCCGCACCUGCUUCAGAGACUCCGAAUGGCCAAGAGAGUAAUGGAGAAGGAAACUCCGCGUCAUCAAAUCUGUCUUCCGCCCUUGCAAACUCCAGUCUGGUGGAUGCGGCCACAGAUAGUAGCUGCACCUCUGGUGCUGAACAAACUGACGGCCAGAGUAUUAGAAAGAAACGAAGAGCUACUGGAGAUGGAUCUUCUCCUGAACUCCCAAGUCUUGAGAGAAAAAACAAAAGAAGGAAAAUUAAAGGAAAAAAAGAACGUUCUCAGGUUGACCAGCUGCUGAAUAUUUCUUUAAGGGAGGAAGAACUGAGCAAAUCUCUGCAGUGCAUGGAUAGCAACCUUUUGCAAGCUCGUGCAGCGCUUCAGACAGCUUACGUGGAAGUCCAGAGACUCCUUAUGCUCAAGCAACAGAUAACUAUGGAGAUGAGUGCACUGAGGACCCAUAGAAUACAGAUUCUACAGGGAUUACAAGAAACGUAUGAACCUUCUGAGCGCCCAGACCAGGUUCCCUGUAACCUUUCACGAGAACGAAGGAACAGUAGAUCUCAGACAUCUGCUGAUGCCACGCUGCUGCCUACUCCCUUUUUCCCAGUUUUCCUGGACCCUUCCCAGGUGUCUCCAUCAUCCACGUCUUCUAUUUUCCAAGUCUCCGGCAUUGUCCCUGCUCCAGACUCAUCAGUUCAGAUUAAACAAGAGCCCAUGUCUCCUCAACGUGACGAGAAUGUGAAUGUUGUACCACAAGGCUCUGCUGGUAGUGUGUCCAAGGAGUUAUCUCAGACUAAUAGAGAGAUCGGUGACAGUUGUCCAGUUUACCCAGUCAUCGCUGCAACGUUGUCCUUAUCAGAGCUAACAGAGAGUUUCCAUGAGGCUAGCCAAGAACUGAAGUUUCCUGUGGAACAAGGAAAUAUCAGAAACAGAGAGAAUUCUCCCUCUUCCCAAUCAACCGAUCUUCCUGACAUGAAUAAAGAAGGAGAAGAGCCAGCCAGAGGCAACAGUGAGUCAGAAGCCUGUACCAGUUCUUUUCCAAGAUUGCCCUUUGCUUCGGAAACCUCUUUGGAAAAGGAACCCCACUCUCCAGCAGACCAGCCUGAGCAACAGGCAGAAUCCACUCUGACAUCAGCAGAAAGUAGAGGAAACAAGAAAAAGAAGAAACUUAGAAAGAAGAAAACUCUACGGGCUGCCCAUGUUCCUGAGAACAGUGACACUGAGCAGGAUGUAUUUACUGCCAAACCUGUAAGGAAAGUGAAAACUGGAAAGUUAACUAAAGGGGGGAAAGUAACAACCUCCACCUGGGAAGAUGGCAGAACUGGCCAGGAGCAAGAGAGCGUGAGAGAUGAGCCAGACAGUGACUCGUCUCUGGAAGUUCUAGAAAUUCCCAAUCCUCAGCUAGAAGUAGUAGCCAUUGAUUCUUCUGAAUCUGGAGAAGAGAAACCAGACAGCCCAUCUAAAAAGGAUAUCUGGAACUCCACAGAGCAAAACCCACUAGAAACUUCUCGUUCUGGUUGCGAUGAAGUUAGCUCUACCAGUGAGAUUGGCACUCGCUAUAAGGAUGGCAUCCCUGUAAGUGUGGCAGAAACUCAGACUGUGAUCUCCUCCAUUAAAGGAUCAAAGAACUGUUCAGAAAUAUCUUCAGAGCCAGGAGAUGAUGACGAGCCCACAGAAGGGAGCUUUGAGGGGCACCAAGCUGCAGUGAAUGCAAUACAAAUAUUUGGAAACUUACUGUAUACCUGUUCAGCGGAUAAAACUGUCCGAGUUUAUAAUUUGGUGAGUCGGAAAUGUGUAGGUGUCUUUGACGGCCACACCUCCAAAGUGAACUGCCUCCUGGUGACUCAGACCUCUGGGAAGAAUGCUGCCCUUUACACUGGCUCCAGCGAUCACACCAUCCACUGCUAUAGCAUUAAGACCCGGGAGUGUGUGGAGCAGCUGCAGUUGGAAGACCGGAUUCUCUGUCUCCACAGUAGGUGGCGGAUCCUCUAUGCAGGACUGGCAAAUGGCACUGUGGUCACCUUCAGUAUAAAGUGGCUUAUUUUUCAGAACAACAAACGACUUGAUAUCUUUGAAUGCCAUGGCCCUCGGGCUGUCAGCUGUCUCGCCACAGCUCAGGAAGGUGCCCGAAAGCUGCUGGUUGUGGGAUCUUAUGACUGCACCAUCAGUGUACGCGAUGCACGCAACGGACUGCUCCUCAGAACUCUGGAGGGCCAUAGCAAGACCGUUCUCUGCAUGAAGGUGGUGAAUGACCUUGUGUUCAGUGGCUCCAGCGAUCAGUCAGUCCAUGCCCACAACAUCCAUACUGGUGAGCUUGUGCGCAUCUAUAAAGGUCACAGCCAUGCGGUGACUGUGGUGAACAUCCUGGGGAAAGUGAUGGUGACUGCUUGCCUGGAUAAAUUUGUUCGUGUCUAUGAAUUACAGUCCCAUGAUCGACUGCAAGUUUAUGGAGGACACAAAGACAUGAUUAUGUGUAUGACCAUCCAUAAAAGUAUGAUCUACACGGGCUGUUAUGAUGGCAGUAUUCAGGCUGUGAGGCUAAAUCUGAUGCAGAAUUACCGCUGUUGGUGGCAUGGUUGCACGCUAAUAUUUGGUGUCAUUGACCAUUUGAAACAACACUUGCUGACUGACCACACUAAUCCGAACUUUCAAACUCUGAAAUGUCGCUGGAAAAACUGCGAUGCUUUUUUCACUGCUAGGAAAGGAUCCAAACAGGAUGCUGCAGGACACAUUGAACGACAUGCUGAAGAUGAUAGCAAAAUUGAUUCAUGAAGUUUUUUGCCUCCCAUGUUGGGAAGUCAUUAGUUUGACUCUUUUCACACCAGCCCCUCACACAAACCUUCCACUUCCCUUCCUCAGGGAAGCAGGGAAGGAGAGAGCAGUUUCCAUGCCAGACUUACCAGUAACAUGUCUGGGCAGCUCUGUGGGGUGAUAGGUCACACCUUAAGUUCUUGCUGGAGGUUUGUCAGAUUUAAACCGAUUUUAAGGAAUUACACUCCUCUGGGGCAUUACAGCGUAGUGAUGUAUGCUGCUAAUGUUCUCCGGAUGUUUGUUAAAGACACAGAUCUUAAUUGGUUACCCUCAUCAUACACAUACUUUCCUGACUUUGGGUUUGUGAAUUCUAGUUCAUGUUCUCAUGAUGGUUUAAACCUGUAGUCAGGCUUUCAAGUUACAAGUUUGUUCAAAUGCUAGGUUUUCAGAAUCAGUUUUAUUUUUUCCAGUUGUAAUAACUGGACAUUAAAAUUGAUAGCAAAUAGUUUCCUUUCUUAACAGUUACAUGCAGUAGGUUUCAAUAUUCUCCUGCUUUAUAGACGGACAGAGCUGGCUUUUUGAAUGCUAAAGGACACACAGUAGAUCCUAACAGCUAGAAUGGCUGUUCUGCUGACAGUGCUUCAGGAUUCAGUAAGCAGAUCACAUAAGGACAGGUCCUGACAGGCAGCUGUUCCUAGUGAACCCCUGCAGGUCUUGAUAGAGUGCUCAUGCAGGGCAGCACGCAGACCUGAUGUCUGGCUUUACGCUCUGCUCUUGGUCUGGACACUCACUGCUGCAGGCACUGUCAGUCUGCUGGAGCUGGAGCCUUCAUGUCCUUUCCAGUUUCUGACUCUCCAAGCCUGCUGUGGAUUUGAAGCCUCCUGGCUUGCUCCCUUGCCAGCCCAUAUCUCCCCCACUGUCUAGCUGUCCUAGACCGGUGGCAGCCAUCAAGUACUUCCUCUGGACCCACAGGGUGCUUCCAGCACUCAGGAGUGGGGAGUUAGGAUAAAGCAACUGAGUAGUUUUGAGAGCCUUACACAGGCUUCUUAGAGACUUGUUUCUGGAAACCAGUGUCU
Trichechus manatus latirostris (Florida manatee) is the source of this 7756-nucleotide messenger RNA. RefSeq names its product zinc finger protein 106 (gene ZNF106). Gene Ontology annotation, molecular function: SH3 domain binding; RNA binding. The transcript is spliced from 22 exons. Bases 969 to 6701 code for a protein of 1910 amino acids. Gene Ontology annotation, cellular component: membrane; cytosol. Gene Ontology annotation, biological process: insulin receptor signaling pathway. Lineage: Eukaryota; Metazoa; Chordata; Mammalia; Sirenia; Trichechidae. The record is from RefSeq and is a predicted model, not a curated record.